AUGACUGAAGCUGUUUUCAAACAUACAGUAAAACAAAAAGGAUUAGAGUCAAAAUUUAUAGUGGAUAGUUGUGGAACUAACACUUGGCGCGAACUUCCUAAUUCAAAAAGUGUAGAAGUUUAUGAGAUGAAUUUACUUGAUGCAGAACGUCUUAAACCUGAAGCUUCAAAAUCGAUCGUCAAAUUAUUUGGUGAGUAUGAUCCACAAGAUCCAUAUUUGGGCGAUAUUAAAGAUUACGAAUCAAGUUUUGGCCAGGUUACAAGGUACUUUGAGGGAUUCUCGAAAACUUAA
This is a messenger RNA of Entrophospora candida, 291 nucleotides long. The record is from the annotation of a GenBank genome assembly. NCBI's taxonomy places the organism in Eukaryota, Fungi, Glomeromycota, Glomeromycetes, Entrophosporales, Entrophosporaceae.